GAUGGCGACGCUGCGUUUAAUACGACUUCGCCAUCAUAAAGCAGCACAAGGCUAUUUUCACUUAUUGUCUGAAACCCUAACCCCCGCAAACAGUCAUUUAACGGCCCCAUUGUCGCGGUCACACACUGCGUCUGUCCCCAUAACGCGGCGCAGGUCCCCAAGCUCGCAUCCCGGCGUCAUCUGACCAGCGCUGAUCUCGGUCACGGAUGACAGACAGCGAGGGAGCAGCUCAGAUGAUGCACACCGCGCCGUGAGGGUGUGCAGGAGUAUCUCCACACAGCACAAAGGCACGUCCUCCCCAGUCCAGGGAGAAGGAGCACAAAGGCAGGUCCCUCAUCCAGGGAGACGAAGCGAGCGACAUGCAUGGGCAGGAGCGCCGCUUCUGAAACCCCCGCCUGUUUCUCCCCGAAACGGGAAUGAUCCCUGAUCUCCGGCAGAAAUGUUUCACUGGAGCAAGUGGAAGAAACGGAUAGGGGCGAAUUCUUCUUCGAAGAGACCGGUGUUUGACGAGAAGGAGGAUGUGAAUUUUGACCAUUUCCAGAUCCUCAGAGCCAUCGGGAAAGGAAGCUUCGGCAAGGUGUGCAUCGUGCAGAAGAGGGAUACGGAGAAGAUGUAUGCUAUGAAAUACAUGAACAAGCAGCAGUGCAUAGAGAGAGACGAGGUCCCCAAUGUCUUCCGGGAGCUGGAGAUCCUGCAGGACAUUGAGCAUGUGUUCCUGGUGAACCUCUGGUACUCCUUCCAGGAUGAGGAGGACAUGUUCAUGGUGGUGGACCUGCUACUUGGCGGCGACCUCCGUUACCACCUGCAGCAGAACGUGCAGUUCAGCGACGAGGCCGUCAAGCUGUACCUCUGCGAGAUGGCCCUUGCCCUCGACUACCUGCAGAGCCAGCACAUCAUCCACAGGGACAUUAAGCCUGACAACAUCCUCCUGGACGAGCAAGGUCACGCUCACCUCACGGACUUUAACAUCGCCACGGUGAUAAAGGAUGGCGAGAGAGCCACUGCGCUAGCGGGAACCAAGCCGUAUAUGGCCCCCGAAAUCUUCCAGUCCUUUGUGAGCGGCGGUACUGGCUACGCCUUCGAGGUGGACUGGUGGUCGCUCGGCGUGACAGCGUACGAGGUGCUGCGGAGUCUGAGGCCAUACGAGAUCCACUCCACGGACCCCCUGGAGGACCUGAUGCAGGUGUUCAGCACCGUCAGCGUGUUUUAUGCUCCUACGUGGCCCAAGGACCUGGUCACCCUGCUGAGGAAGCUGCUAACGGUUAACCCGGAGCACCGCUGUUCCUCACUGGCCCAGAUGCAGGCCUCUGCCUGCAUGAGCGACGUAGACUGGGAGGCAGUGUACGAGAAACGGGCAGAGGCAGGGUUUGUGCCCAAUAAAGGUCGUCUCCACUGUGACCCCACGUUCGAGCUGGAGGAGAUGAUCCUGGAGUCCCGUCCUCUGCAUAAGAAGAAGAAGCGUCUGGCAAAGAGUCGAUCGCGAGACAGCAGCAAGGAGUCCCAGUCGGAGAAUGAUUACUUACAGGAGUGCCUUGAGGUUGUGCAGCAAGAGUUUGUCAUCUUCAACCGAGAGAAACUGAAAAAGAGGCAGGAGGAAGGCUCCCACUUGGACACACCCACCGAAGCCGAGGGCGACGAAGGAGGCUCUGAGGACGAGGCAGCCCAGGGGGCAGAGUCCUCUGACCCCAACACCUGCGACUCCAUGGGCUCCUCCGCAAGCAGCUGCUGACGCUGCUGACGCUGCUAACUGUGCUAGCAUGGCUAAUGACGCUAACUGUACUAGUGUGGCUAAUGCUAACGACUCUGCUAGCACCUCCCAGCUGCAGAUGCUGUCGUGCCAUGGCUCCCACCCUCCGCUUGCUGCCAGGACUGGAACCUUUCAGAGCAGCAAGCUUCAUCCACUUCAACCACCCCAACUAGAAGCAUGCAGGACUGGUGGCCUGAAGGAGCCUCUCACUCAGUUAGCACGACUAGUGCAGUUGGCAAAGCCAGUGCGGUUAGCAUCACCAGUGCGGUUAGCAUCACCAGUGCGGUUAGCAUCACCAGUGCAGUUAGCGUCGCCAGUGCAGUUAGUGUCACUACGACAGACUGUUCCAGGACAAGCCUACAAGCACAACGCCUGUGUCAAGGACAACAUCCUCAGCCUCUGUGGGCCCACCUGUGUGUUGCUUUCUCCCUAGCCAGCGACCUAAAUGCUAAUGCAGGUUCUGGCAAAGGAGGUGAGGGCAGGUGAUUGUCAAAGUACGAGGGCUGCCCUUGUCUUCCUGAAGGAACCUAACACAAGUUAAAUCCAUAGGUUUGCUCCUCAUCCCCAAGGUCCAUAGUUUUGCCCAGAUCCUUUUAGCUGCUAAGUUGUGGUGUCCCCGUGUAGGAACAUGGUCACCCCCCAUCGCUGGUGUUUUAUUUCACACCAGCAAAUGACCCUUCCCAGUACGGACGGGGUGUCGGCCCCGCUGACUCCGGACGGGGCCAUUUAUAGUAGCAUAGGCCUGUUUAAAUAGCAUUAGCGGAACGUUAGCACGGCAUAGCGCCUGCUUGCGGACGCCUGCGCGCCGCUCUUCCUCCACUUAGCGCCUGGUUAGCGUGACGUGUGAAUAUGGCUGUCGGCACAGGCCCUGCUCCACAGUUUUAUGUGGGCCAUUAGCCGAGCGCCUUUGCCAGGCGAGCGACAUUCACACCCUGCUGUACAAACGCGCGUGGGCGCCUCCCGCAGGCCACGCCACCCCUGCUUUUUCAAACCCCUGGCGAUGCCUUUUCCGAUGGGAGCCGCGCUCUCUCCCGUAGCAUGCGGCGCGGAAGCGUCUGUCCUGCAGCAAGUGCUUUUUUGCAUCCCGUUAUCCUGCGUUCAUUCACCGUAUUUAUUGACUAAGGCCAUAGGAAUGUUGCCGCUGCUGGCGGUAUCUGACCGCGUCGGCGACGUCUCAAGGUUUUACACUGGCAGCGUUAAAUAAGUCACCUGCACGCACCAUAGCCUGCUCAAAUGCAUGCAGUACCGUAUAUAAGCACAAGGGGGCCUUAUUAUACAAUCUUUGACUUUGCCCCUUGUGUGGAUUACAUUAGGUGGGGUGCAAACCCAGCCCUUGUCUGCCCCCCCAAGCCUGCCCACACUUUUGUUCUGCACAUCUAAUUCUGUUAGACAGGUAAUUAUCAGCCUCUGGAUCAGGUGUGCGGGCUGGUUUGCGUGAGCUUGGCGGCUGGGACUUGGGCUGUCUGCCACCCACUGUUAUCUUUGAUUAAAGUCUUUGGCACUCGUGCUGAGUACCUGUCGUAAGAGAGUAAGGCUUCUUUUUCAGCUUUUGCAUUGUACUGUUGCCUGCAUGAGGCAUACUUUCAAAGGGGCUACGUACGGAACAGAAGUGUAGGACUGGAUUCGUCACGCUGCUGCCUCGCUGGGAUGCAGUGGGCAGGAGUUUCUGGGACGCCUCCAUAGGUAUCAGAAUGCUCAUACACGUCCUGUGUCCAUGCACCAGCAUUUUUUUAAAGAAGGACAUCCAGACCAGCAGGUGGCGGUGGCGACUUUAGUGUGGCUAUAAUCUGAAGUGGUUCUCGGGAUCACGUCUUCAUUUGGCCAAUCACAGUGGGCAUGCGGCCAUUCAGUUCACCGUGCCUGUUCUCGAGGGCCCUGUCUGUACAUAUGUUCUGCUUUUACUGCUCGGAUAAGGGAAUAAAGUGCUUUCCUUCA
Paramormyrops kingsleyae is the source of this 3682-nucleotide messenger RNA. Its product is annotated as serine/threonine-protein kinase 32C-like. Gene Ontology annotation, biological process: G protein-coupled receptor signaling pathway; protein phosphorylation; regulation of signal transduction. NCBI's taxonomy places the organism in Eukaryota, Metazoa, Chordata, Actinopteri, Osteoglossiformes, Mormyridae. The record is from RefSeq and is a predicted model, not a curated record. Gene Ontology annotation, molecular function: G protein-coupled receptor binding; G protein-coupled receptor kinase activity; ATP binding.